UCUCUUGACAGGUCCAGACCUGACUAACACAUUAGUUGGUGUGUUGUGUCGAUUUAGAAAGGGUCCUAUAGCCAUAAUGUGCGACAUCGAAAAAAUGUUUCACCAGUUCCACGUUGCAAGGGAACAUCAAGAUUAUCUCAGGUUCCUCUGGUGGGAUGGAGGUGAUUUGGAUUCUGAACCCUCAGUGUACAGGAUGAAGGUACACCUCUUUGGGGCAGCUUCAUCCCCCGGUUGCUCCAACUUUGGACUGAAAUACCUAGCUUCACAAGGCCAAGGCAAGUUCAGCAAAGAAGCCAUUAAGUUCAUCCAAAGAAGCUUCUAUGUAGAUGAUGGCCUGACAAGUGUAAGGUCGACUGCUGAAGCUAUACGCCUGGUAAAGGAAUCAAGAGCUCUGUGCAAAACAGGAAAUCUACGGCUACAUAAGUUUGUAUCCAACGAUGAGAGUGUGAUUGCAACAAUUCCACCACAAGAAUAUGUUCAGACCAAAGAUCUAAACAUGGCUCUAGGAGAACUUCAUAUCGAGCGAGCACUUGGAGUUCAGUGGUGUGUUGAGGCGGAUGAAUUUCAGUUCAGGGUGGUGGUAAAAGAAAACCCACUGACAAGGAGAGGCGUUCUCUCAACUGUUGCCUCAAUCUAUGAUCCACUAGGUUUCGUGGCUCCAUUCCUACUUAUCGGCAAACAGAUUCUUCAAACACUGUGUAGAGACAAGGUAAGCUGGGACGAACCUCUCCCCGAGCACAUCCAGCCACAAUGGGAGUCAUGGCUCAAAGAUCUGCCUCAUUUGGCAGUUCUAAAGAUUCCAAGAAGCUACCUUCCAUCAAACUUUGGUGAAGUCUCACUAUAUGAGCUUCACAACUUUUCUGAUGCAAGCUUCAAAGGGUAUGGUGCAUGCUCAUACCUUAGAGCGAUGAGUGAAACAGGACAGAUAAGUUGUUCACUUGUCUUGGGGAAAGCAAGAGUAGCCCCUACCAAACUAACAACCAUCCCAAGGCUUGAGUUAUCUUCAGCUGUGACCUCAGUCCGCAUUGGUGAUAUCAUUAGAGGCGAGCUGGAGAUUGAAAAUGUGCAAGAGUAUUACUGGACUGACUCAAAGGUGGUCCUUGGCUAUGUGAACAAUGAUGCUAAAAGGUUCCAAACAUUCGUGGCCAACCGCAUCCAGCGAAUAAGAUCUAGCACAAAACCUGAACAAUGGCGACAUGUCAACUCUGAAAACAACCCAGCUGAUGGAGCCUCAAGAGGAUUGACUGCAGUUCAAAUGAAAGAAUCUAGCUGGCUGAAAGGACCCAACUUCCUUUGGCAGCAAAAUCUCCCACAUGAAGUGGGAAUGGUGGGAGAAGUUGAGGCUACUGAUCCUGAACUUCGGAGAGCACAUGUUCAUGCAGUUAAAGCAAGAGAACAGAAUCCAAUGGUAAACCGUUUAACUAAAUUUUCUGACUGGUCCAGAGUGGUGAGAGCCAUUGCCAGGCUCAAGAGAUUUGUCAGAGAGUUUAAGGGAUUUCAGUCGAGAACUAAUGAGUCGACUAAUCUUGAAGAACGAAGAGAAGCAGAGAUCUUCAUCAUCAAACUCGUACAAGAAGACGCUUUCGCUGAAGACAUAAAGAAAAUAAGAGGCAAGAAGGAACACACUUUGAGCAGGCACAACAGGCUACGCCAGCUGAACGCUUUCCUGGACGAAACCAAUGUUCUUAGGGUGGGAGGACGGCUGUCUCAGUCAGCCUUACACCAUGAUGUAAAGCAUCCUGCGAUUCUUCCGAAAAAAUCUCAUGUGUCAGCUCUGCUGGUCAAACAUCAUCAUGAGCUUAUACACCAUCAAGGAAGGGGCAUGACCAUGAACGAGUUGCGCGCAAGCGGAAUAUGGGUCCUAGGAUGUGGAAGUGUGGUCUCCUCACACAUUUACAAGUGUGUAAAAUGUAGACGAUACAGAAGAACAACUGAGGUUCAACAAAUGGCAAAUCUACCAGGAGAGAGAAUUGAGACAUCUCCCCCCUUUACUUAUUCUAGUCAUAUGGGAGGAGUUUGGGAACGCCAGAUUCGAACAAUCCGAAGCAUCCUGAUAGCUAUGCUCGACAAGUCCGCCAGCAGACUUGACACCACAACUCUAAGAACGUUUCUGUAUGAAACAAUGACCAUAAUCAACAGCAGGCCACUAAGUGUCGAGCAUCUUCACGAUCCUACUGGUCCGGAACCCCUCACUCCAACCACAUUCUAA
Molecule: messenger RNA, 2209 nt
Organism: Maylandia zebra (zebra mbuna)
Lineage: Eukaryota; Metazoa; Chordata; Actinopteri; Cichliformes; Cichlidae
Source: RefSeq, a predicted model, not a curated record